GGUUGUUCCUGCGGUCCAUCUGGACGUCACCAGCCCCACCAUACCUCCUCCUCAAUUCGACCCACCUAUCCUAGGCAUCAGUGUUCGCUGCCUCAGUGAUGGCCGCCACUGAGCGAAGGGACCGCCCGUUAAUGCAAAACAUCAGCGCUGUGACCUGAGGCCCGCCCAUUGAGUAGGAGCUUCACAAGCCUCAUGUGCGGCCUUUUACCAUAGAAAACAGACAUUUCUACACCUUCACCAACACCACCAAUAAAUCCAACGAUGCCGACAAGCAGUAAUGAAAUCUACACCGCACACUUCGAUAGCAACCAAUUCGUAGUUGGCGGUGGUGUCGCAAUAUUCCAUCUUGCCACGAAUCGAGUCGUGAUAUGCAGCUGCGUGUAUCGCGGACAAAAGUUCUACUUCCUCCCUAAGGGACGGCGCGACGCUGGCGAAGAGAGCGGCACAGGUGCCGAAAGAGAAGGGUACGAAGAGUCUGGCUAUCGCAACCGCCUUCUCCCUCUACCUACUGCUCACCGCCAACCGCAAGCCCACCCGCGUAUCCAUGCUUCUCCACAGACUGCCGAGCCAGUAUACAUGCAGCUCCUUCCUCUCGGUUCUCGGCAGUAUAUAAUCUACUGGUACAUUGCUGAGACACUUCCUCCAAUUCUCGAAACCCUGCUUGAGACGGAAGCAGGCGCGGCGUACAAACCACCACCGCCAUAUCCUCAGAACCUUUCUUUACGAGAGAGAAUCAAGGAAGAACCUGAAGGGUACGAGCCAAGACACCACGAGAAUACAGGAGUAGAUGAGCUGGAAGUAACGUAUAAAAGUGAGUUGGUGAGUGUGGAGAAAGCGGUGGAAAUGUUAGGACGGGAAGGCAGUAUGGGAAAAAUCAUGGCGGAUGUGGUUAAGAAAGGGUGGGAGGGAAUUCAACGGAGGCUCGAAAUGGAAGACGCUGCUACGCACGAGAGUCCUGAAGCAGUUUGAUGGCACAUGGCUAGGGAGAUGCCAGGCACUAAGCGUAGAUCGCCUUUAAGAGACUUAGCUAUAUUCACUACUCUCUUAUAUUAAUAGAACCAUAAGUAUAGUCACGUAGGUUCUUCACGCUUGAGAAGAGUACAACAAGAG
Alternaria alternata is the source of this 1110-nucleotide messenger RNA. RefSeq lists its product as hypothetical. Gene Ontology annotation, molecular function: hydrolase activity. The transcript is spliced from 2 exons. The coding region runs from base 262 to 969 and encodes 235 amino acids. Lineage: Eukaryota; Fungi; Ascomycota; Dothideomycetes; Pleosporales; Pleosporaceae. The record is from RefSeq and is a predicted model, not a curated record.